Messenger RNA from Penicillium oxalicum, 378 nucleotides. RefSeq lists its product as uncharacterized. The record is from RefSeq and is a predicted model, not a curated record. Lineage: Eukaryota; Fungi; Ascomycota; Eurotiomycetes; Eurotiales; Aspergillaceae. The transcript has a single exon. Bases 1 to 378 code for a protein of 125 amino acids.
AUGUUUCCCUUCGGGGACACUAUCAUUCGGGCUUGGACACGAAUCCAGCUUGUUGUCAGUUCCGUAGUGAAGUCCAUGUUUAGCAUCGUCAUGAACAACGUGGAAAUUGAUGUGUGUCAAAACCAUAUCGACGUCCAUGUGACGUCAGCUGAGCCAGCCGGGACCGUGUCAAGGUGGAUCGAACUCGAUCAUCGCGAUCUUGUCGCGAUCACAACGUCGGAGUGUGGGUGCGGGUUGGAAAUCUUGGUUUUGACAGGGGCGGGCAGAAUUUGGCACGAAUGCACGAUGGUCCGAGGGUCACAUGGGCUGGCCAGGCCAGGCGGUAGACCCGAAGCUAGUGACCCUGCGAUGCAGUUCUUGCGUGAGGACGCCGACUAG